AUGACUGACGACCCCAUUCUAGAUGCAAUAAAGGAGGGCCGUUUCCCAUCCGCCAAGCGUGAUUUGGCCUCCAAGCUAAAAAGAUUCCCCAACAAGAGCUAUUAUUGGGCGUUGAACUGCUACUACUUGUAUGCUACUGGACAGGCGGACCAAGCUGAAAAAGAGUGCAAAACUCUAAAGCAGAAAGUUCCCAGCGAUACAGAAUCCCUUGAAAUUUUAUCCGAGGUGUUCACGAAGCUUGGAAAUCUGCGUGACGCCCUCGAGGUGUGGGAAAAUGCCGUCAAGAAGUACCCAUCCACUGACCUUAUAUUGACGUGGUUUGACAGGGCUGUUCGGGCGUUUGAUACUCGUAACAUGCAAAAGGCAUCGUUAAUCUUGCACAAACAUGCAAAAUCAAAGCGCCAGUAUGGUAUUUGGGCUGCUUUGUGCUACUACUUGGCAGGUAUUGACACUGAAGUCGACGAUGAGCGUUCUGCUCAACUUCUGCUGGCGUUGGACUUAUUGGAAAAGUCAUCGCCACUCCAUAGCAACCAGGAAAUCUUUGUCAAAGUGUCUGUACUCGCCGAACAGAAAGAGUAUGCAGCGAUCCGCAAUGUUGUGCUGCCUUUGAAGUAUCGUGAAUUGGAGCUCACCAUCAUCUACUUGGACGCUCUCGAAAAGCUUGAAGAUUGGAACCAAUUGAGCAUCGAAUGCAAAAAACUCUUGUUCGAAGAGAAAUUUAACGAUUUCGACACAUGGAAGUACUUCAUCAAGGCAUCUAAGUAUUUGGGUGUUUCCAUCUCAGACUUGAAAGCUCUCAAUGUAAUUGGCACCAGAAACUCCUAUGUCGCAAACAUGGAGAUCGACAAGGUGUACGAGACAAGCUUGCAAGAGUCUGUGAAUGCAUACUUCGACAAAUUUGCUUCCAAGCCUUGCUGUCCUGUUGACCUCUCCAACUAUGAGUUAACUAGCGACUUUUACCACAAGAUUGCAGACAAUGCCAGUGAAUUGUUGAAGUCUGAUACACUUACUGCCAGCGAUGCCACUACCUUGAUCAAUAUUGAGAAGUUGCAGAUGAUUAAAGACUCAAAGUAUCAAGUACAAUGGUCAAAGUACGAAAAGUACACAAGUCCCGAUCUUAGCGACUUGUAUUUGAUGUUCGCCAUUCAGGACUUGAAAAAGAACUGGUCCCCAGAGCAUAUUGUCCAGCACAUCAUACAUCUUGAGCAUUAUUCUCAGGAAGAUCCAGAAAACUUUAGAGUCAAGCUUUGGUUAAUGAACCUCUACGGAGCCAUCAACACAGCCAGCUUGGUUUCAAAGGUAUACAAAAAUUUGAAAAUCAAAAUGAUUCAGAACGACUUGUAUCUGUACAAGCUCCAAGGCGAGCCUGAUUUGCGAAACCUUAAUGACUUGGUACAGAUAUACAGAUUCUACUUAACCAGUGAUGGAGAAGUGGAUGCUACUAUCUCGAAAGUUUUUGAGAAAGAACUCUAUUCGAAGCUGGAAGACCUUCUCAAAUUUGGAAAGAGAUUAUCUAUUUCCUUGUCAAGACAUUUGGCUAUCAUCAAGACCUUAUCUAUGGCCAGAUCUCUAAGGAAUGACUACUACAACUACUUCUAUCGUAUUUUGAAGGAGAGUAAAGAGGAGAUUUUGAGCGACACUUUCAGUGUGCGUGACAACAGGGAUUUCACCACUGAGUAUAAGUUUGGUAUCGAACUUCCCCAACUUCCAAUUCACGAUUCUGAGAAGAUAAAGGGCAAAGAAUACGUUCAGUUACACUACUUGAAAGAACUACUCAUUACAGAGAAAAAUGACGUUGAGAUUGGCAAAUUAUUGAAGCUUUUCAACAAAUGGACAAACAAUCCAGCAUACACAAGCCAAUUGAAUGAAUUUGAGAAGCACAUGUUUAAGUUGUACAUGGCAUUGUUCAAAGUUGUCAAGCAGAAAGGACUUAAGGACCGUGCUCUGCAGGUGACGUUUCUUACUAAGAACAUAGACUUCAAGAAGAUCCACCAGGCAUUCAUCAGCAAGCUCGAGCCAUUAUCAGGCCAAACAAAUCAUGUGCUUGCAGGUGCACAUGAAUUUGCUGCAUUGAUCAAGUUGAUGCUGAACGAAACACCAUUGGUGGCUGCAGCACAGAAGUUCGAGAAAGAUAUGGCAGACUUCAAGUUGAAAACGCAACAAGUGGAGUAUUUGGCAAGUUUGAAGGGGAAGUUGGACUUCAAGGGCCUCAGCUCUUCAUUCGUGGAUGAACAAUUUGAAAUUCUCGAAGAAGGCUUGAAAAAUUCCAUAUAUAGACCGUAA
This is a messenger RNA of Sungouiella intermedia, 2283 nucleotides long. NCBI's taxonomy places the organism in Eukaryota, Fungi, Ascomycota, Pichiomycetes, Serinales, Metschnikowiaceae. The record is from the annotation of a GenBank genome assembly.